AAUGGGAGCGCGGCCGGGCAAAAAGGCGGUAGAAAGAAACCGGAAGUGGGCGUGGCCCUGCUGUCAUGGCGGCGCCCGUGGAGGAGGCGGCGGCGGCGGACGGCGAGGAGGGGGAGGGCGGCGAUGAGGAGGCGCUGAAACGGCUCGAGGCGCUGGUGACAGAUCUCUAUCACUUCCGGGACACUCUGCCCGCCCGCGACCCCGCCCACGACCACACCCAUGACCACGCCCACGACCCCGCCCAGGACCCCCUGGUGGCCGAGAUGGAGCGGACGCUGAAGCUGAUGGAGCAAAUCCACGUAUCCCCGGAGGGGCGUGGCCGAGCGCUGGUGCUUCGCGCCCGGGCGCUGGGCGUGGCCCCCGAGGUGGGCGGGGCCAGGGCGGAGCUGGCGCUGGGCCACGCCCUGAAGCUGGACCCCGCCCUGGGCGUGGCCUGGCGGCAGCUGGGAGAGCAAAGAUGGCGGCGGGGCGACCUGAGGGGGGCCCGGGAGGCCUUCGGGGGGGCCCUGCAGCAGGGGGAGGACCCCGAGGCGCGGCGCCUCCUCUCCAUGGCCCUGCGCGCGCAGGGGGCGGGGCCAGGCCCGCGGGGGGAGGGGCCGGGCUCCGGGGGGGCGGGGCCCGGCCCGGGGGGCGGGGCCUUGCGCGAGAGCCUGGCCCAGGCGGAGGCGGCGGUCAGGUGUGACCCGAGGGACGGCCAAUCGUGGUACGUGCUGGGUAACGCCCACGUGUCGCUGUUCUUCGCGGGGGGGCAGAGCCCCGGCAGCGCCCGCCGCGCGCUCGCGGCCUACGGACAGGCGGAGCGCGUGGACCCCGCGGCUGCCGCCAACCCCGACCUGCACCUGAACCGGGCCACGCUGCUGCAGUUCCUGGAGCGGUUCCAGGGGGCGCUGGAGGGGCUGAGCCGCGCGGCCGAGCUGGCCCCGGCGUGGGAGGAGCCUCGGAGGCGGCACCAACACCUGAUGGAUUACCUGGGCAACCUGUGCCGGCUGCUGGAGAGCAGGGGGAAGCUGCGCGGGAAGCGGCGCCGGGGCCUGGCGGGGCCGGUGCCCCUCCCCCUGCUGGGCCCGCUGGGGGGGGCGGGGGGGCCGCGCCCCUCCCCCAUCGCAGGCCUGCGGCCCGGGCCCAACCCCCAGCGCGUGGUGCUGGGCAGGGCCCUGUUCAGCCUGACCCCGCCCGGGGGCGUGCCCUACACGAUAGGGCUGCAGGACGGGGGCGGGGCCGUGGCUGCCGUCACCGUCUAUAACUCCGCCCCCACGUGGGGCGUGGCCGUGGGGGACGCGCUGGGCGUGGCCGAGCCGCUGCUGACUCAGCACCUGCACCAGCACCAGGGACAGACCUUCUCCUUCCUGGGGCUCCGCGUCCCCUCCCCCCUCUCGCUCGUGGUCAACGGGAAACGCCCCCCGGGCUCCGCCCUGGCCCCGCCCCGCCUGGCGCUGUCCAAUCCCAGCGCGCCGCCGGACGAGGCCACGCCCCCCGCACCGCGCUGACCACGCCCACCCCUCCCCUGGGGGCUGGGGGGGAUUUGGGGCAAUAAAGGAGAAUUUUGGGA
Molecule: messenger RNA, 1549 nt
Organism: Haemorhous mexicanus (house finch)
Lineage: Eukaryota; Metazoa; Chordata; Aves; Passeriformes; Fringillidae
Gene: TTC5
Product: tetratricopeptide repeat domain 5
Molecular function (GO): protein binding
Source: RefSeq, a predicted model, not a curated record